GUGAUUUGUAGCCCUGCUUCUGUUCUUUUUCCUCAGUCCAUGCAUUGUAAUCACUGGCAGUUAGUUUUUUAGUUCUCCGUCAGUACUAAUAAAUUUUAUACGAAAGGCUAAUACAGAAAUUGAUCCAUAUCUCUGCUACAGAAAGGCUAUCCACAGUAAUCACCUAUUCAUAAACAAAGACUAGAUGCCUGUUAAUUACUGUUUGCUUUUCAUGUGAAGCGGUCAUUUUGGUUGUCACAAUAACCACAUUUUUAGAGCAGUGCACUCGGUCUGAGAGAGAGAGUUCUGUAUUAACUGCUUCGUUUUCCGCCUCAGUACCCUAACCGCCCUGCUAGGACCACAGCAUUCGUCUCCUCCUGCCUGGCCAGAGACGGGGUCAAAGAGAGAGGGAACUUUUAUCACCGGAAAAACGUGCGUAUUCGCGUCUGUCUGUGCGGUGACACCCCGUGGGUAUGCAGGGUACUGUUCGUCUUAAAAUCGCCAGCGAUUGUUUAGGAGUAUGUAUGGAGAAUUCAAAGUACGCCAUGCGUCAAUAUAUUUCCUCAGUAUAAUGUUCUUGUUUUUAGUCACGCAGGACUAAAAUGUUUUAACACUGAGCCUACUUAAGAUUACUUAUGGUGACGAAUCAGAUACGAGUUGUGUGUAAGGAGAGCGUGACGGGUCAAACGUGAUCGCCGCUACGGAUAAAAAUAUAACGGGCCUGCAGAAAUAUCGCUCGACUCGAAAAUCUCGCGAUGCGAAGUGGCACUAGCAUGCUCUUGCGGGCGGUGGCAACGUGAUACCGCUUAUGUGCGGCCGCGGACUGCACGUCUUUGGGUUUCUGGUUUUACUCCUAGGCCUGACGAUACUGGCUGUCAUGUCAUCCGGCGCAAAACUGGCAUCCGUAGAUUUCGAAGUAUUCGGAAAUGUUCAGGGUGUCUGCUUCAGAAUGUACACGGAGGAUCAGGGGAAGAUGCUGGGGGUUAAUGGCUGGGUGAAGAACACCAGACAGGGCACCGUGAUUGGCCAAGUGCAGGGGCCUCGGGAUAAGGUCGAGGAGAUGAAGCACUGGCUGAGAUAUGUAGGCAGUCCCAGCUCCCGAAUUGACAGGGCUGAGUUCACUAACCAGAGAGACAUUUCCAAACUGGAAAUCCGUGGAUUCGGUACUCGUUACUGAGCUCCACCUCUUCAGUAGUUUGUUACUGUUCAGCCAAUUGCUAUGAAGUAAUCAUUCAUGCCCUCCUGACUCGCCCUUGUUACCAAUCCUUUUUGCACCUUUUGAAUGUUGCAAGAUUGUACAAUGCAGUAACUCAAAUGUAAGCACAAGCCUUAAUUAUGUAUAUUUAUAUUUAUAUAUAUAUAUAUAUAUAUAUAUAUGUAUAUGUAUGUAUGUGUGUGUGUGUGUGUGUGUGUUUGCAUAAGUCCAUAGUCCAAUAAUUACAGCAUAGGUAAAUAACAAAAAAUAAGUUUAUUGGGGUUUUUUUUCCUCAAUGGGUAGAUUCUGUGACUCUAAAUGUAGGUUUUCUUCUCUAAACUAAACCAGUGAGAAACACCCUCCCAGUAUUUUGUUUGUAUUUUAACAAGCACUCAGUUGCCACCCUGGAAUAAAGCACUAUAUAGAAUCUCA
Messenger RNA from Electrophorus electricus (electric eel), 1606 nucleotides. RefSeq names its product acylphosphatase 2, muscle type (gene acyp2). Lineage: Eukaryota; Metazoa; Chordata; Actinopteri; Gymnotiformes; Gymnotidae. The record is from RefSeq and is a predicted model, not a curated record. Gene Ontology annotation, molecular function: acylphosphatase activity.